UGUGCACAGGCAGAGAGAGAAGCAGCUGCUGAAGUAUUGGCGCAAGGCAAGCAGCAUCUCAAGUGAUGAAAGACAAGUCUACAGCACGAGCACAAUUGUUUGAAAGUCAAAAAUUAUGCUCGAGGCCAGUUGAGUGAAUCUGAGGCACUGCUGAAGUCCAAAUACAAUUAUUACUUCUGAGUCAAUGCUUCUUAUCAAAAUGAAUAACAACAGUGAGUGCAUGGAUUUCUUGGCUGCACAGCAGGAGAAUAUCAUUCUGAUGCAUUAUAACCACACUGGGAAGCUGGAGAACAGACCUUUGCCCAGUGAAGGCAUGGGUGCAAUCAGAAUUGUCUUCAUGGUAAUCAGUUGCUUCAUUGUCAUAGAGAACCUGUUGGUAUUCAUGGCUAUCGUGAACAACACUCGCUUCCGGAGCUGGGUUUACUACUGCAUUGCCAACAUCACCCUCUGCGACCUGCUGACUGGAAUUGUCUACAUUGUGAACAUCUGCCUGUCGGGUGAAAGGACCUUUCAAAUCACUCCCACCCUCUGGUUCAUUAGGGAGGGGGUCUUGUUCUUUGCCUUGGCUGCCUCAACAUUCAGUCUGCUCAUCACAGCAGUGGAGAGAUACGCGACCAUGGUCAGACCCCUACCUUAUGCCUCAGCACAUAAGACCUAUCGGGUGUAUGCCCUUAUUGGAUUGUGCUGGCUGAUGGCUUCCCUCAUAGGCCUCUUGCCAUUGCUGGGCUGGAACUGCAUUUGCAACUUUGAUGAGUGUUCUACUUUGCUACCUCUGUACUCCAAGAGCUACAUUCUCUUCUGUGUGGCCAUGUUCAGCAUCAUCAUCGUUGGGAUAGUGGCACUCUACAGUGGCAUCUAUCACCUUGUCAGGAACAGUGCCAAGUCAGUGUCCAACAGCAAAAGCAGGCAAAAGUCCGUGAGGCUGCUCAAGACUGUUUACAUGAUCGUUGCUGCCUUUGUGAUCUGCUGGAGCCCCCUCUUUGUGCUUCUCCUGCUGGAUAUCUUCUGUGACGCGCCAUCUUGCUCCAAGCUGCACAGUAUGGAAUGGACCAUCGCCCUGGCUGUGAUCAACUCGGCCAUCAAUCCAGUCAUUUACUCCUUUGGAAGUAAGGAAGUGAGGCGGGCCAUCAUCAAGCUCCUCUGCUGCUGCUUGAUCAAAGCAGGAGCUCCCUUGCCAUUCCUGAGCAGGAGCGAGUCUACUCUCGGAGCUUCCACUGACAGCUCCUACAGGCUGAGGGAGAGUUUCCGAAAUUCAAAACUGCUCAGCCCAAAGAAGACUCUGCCCAAGUCAGGACAACAAUAAAACGUGGCUCAGGGGUUAAGAGCAGGUGGGAGAGCCCUGAGAGCUGCUCUAACGCCUCCUGCAUGCACCAAAAACAUUGUUUUUGCAUUAAAAUUAGGAUUCCUUCUAGUGACAAUACAGCAGCCAGAUUGAAUGAAGGCAAUGCUCAGCCUUGUAACAAUAAUAUCGGUCUGGGUCACCUCUGAGUGUUCAAACUCCAAUCCAGUAACGUGAGUGUAUAUUCCAGGCUGAUACUUCAUCACAGUACUGCAGGGGGCACUGCAUUGUCAGUAAUGCCACCUUACUAUGAUGUGGAGGUGCCAGUAUUGUACUGAGGUGGACAAAAUCAAAUAUCACUUGACACCGGGUUAUAAUCCAACAGGUUUAUUUGAAAACACAAGCUUUCGGAGCCUUGUUCCUUCUUCAUCUGCAAGUGAGAGAGGAUAUAUAAUUCUGGGAUUUAUGUAUUAAUCAGUAUUAACAGCCAUCUAGGUUUGUUCAAUACAUUUGCAUCAGUUAUAUGACCCUUUGAUCUUUUACUUAUAAAUUCUGUGCCUGAUAUAUCCUCUCUCACUAGCACCUGCGAAUUUCUGCAAGCUUGUGUUUUCAAAUAAACCUGUUGGAGUAUAACCCGGUAUUGUGCAAUCUUACUAUGAGACAUCAAGGCUCAGUAGGAUGUAAAGGAAUCUAUUGAAGUUUAAUCUAAUGGUGCUCUUCUGUACCAUCUUGGAAUAUUUUACUAAUGUCACUGUUUUUGGACAAUCCCAAUGAAGAAGGGCAUGAUAAUUCUCCUGGAAUCCUGACCACCAUUAAUUGGUCAUGACUUAUUGAGUAAUCUUGCUUUGUCUAAACCAGUUGCUAUAUUUGCCAACGUAACAACAGUGAAUAUAGAACAUAGAACAAUACAGCGCAGAACAGGUCCUUCAGCCCUCGAUGUUGCGCCGACCUGUGAACUACUCUCAGCUCGUCCCCCUACACUAUCCCAAAAUCAUCCAUGUGCUUAUUGAAGGAUUAUUUAAAUCUCCCUAAUGUGGCUGAGUUGACUACAUUAGCAGGUAGGGCAUUCCACGCCCUUACCACUCUCUGCGUAAAGAACCUAUACAAAGGAAAAUAAUUAAUUGGUUGAAGACAGUGCUUUUUAAUUGCAUUAAAAAAAACAUUAUUCUUACCUCAGAAAGCUGUUAAAAAUUCAAUUCACUCUCAUCCCAAGUAGAUUCUUCAACUGCUGCUUUGCAUUUCUCAAAGUUCAACUGAUAGGAAUCAUGCUUCUAGUUUUAUCUGAUAGUUCAGAGCUUGGGUAGAUUGUUAACUAACUUUGUUUUUAUAAACCAGUAUAAACCCACAUUAUGAGUCUUGCUCAACUGGAACAUUACACUGGCUGGCUCCAGGAUAUGGGUUUUAAAACAAAACUUUAUAAGAUGAACACCAGUGAGCUGUUGCACUAUCGCCUGAUCACCAACUACUUCUCCAGGUACAAAAACAUGCAUAUUUAAAAGCAAAGUCUUUAAGCUUGGAGGAUGAGAGAUGGACAAUUGUAGAUGCAUCCAUAGUAACAUCAAACCAGAGGAGACCAUUCCGAAGUGGCAUGGUGGCUCUGUGAUAACACAGUGCCAGGGACCUCAAUUCCACCCUUAGGUGACUGAGUGGAGUUUUUAUACAUUUCCCCAGUAUCUGCACGUGUUUGCUUCAGUUUCCUCCUACAAACCAAAGAUGUGCAGGCUAGCUGGAUUGGCCAUGCUAAAUUGCCCCAUUGUGUCCAAGGAUGUGCAGGUUAGGUGGAAUGUCAUGGGGGAAUGCAGGGUUACAGAGACAGGGCAAGGGGUGGUUUUAGUGGGAUACUUUUUGGAGAGUCAGUGUGGACUUGAUGGGUUGAAUGGCCUGCUUCCAUACAGUAGAGAUUCUAUAAUUCAGCCCUCAGACCUGUUCUGCAAUUCGGUCAGAGCAGAUCUGCACCUUAGUUCCACUUAUCUAUCCAUGGUCAUGGGUUCCCAAUACAAGAACCCAAUGAAGAUCUAUCAAGCUGAGUCCUGCCAAUAGCAUUUAACUGCUACCUUUUCAUCAGGGCUAAUAUUCUAGGUGGAUGGUGCACUUUUGUUCUUGUCUCUCAACAAUCUUUUACACAAGUUGCACCCAAUAGUUAGGCAGAAAUAUUUGAGAAACACUUUUACAAAGAUAUUGGAUAAAUAGGUGAAGCAGAGUAAACAUGUUAGGCGAUGGCGAAGAGUAUGGGAGCAGAGCUAAAUAGAUAGGUCUUUCAAAGGACCAGAUAAGAAGGGCUGAAUAGCCUUCUUUGGAGCUGUAAGGUUAUGAGAUUCUAAGGGCUGCCCCUUCACCACAGUAUCUCAUAUUUUUGUUUGCUCAGUUAACAAACUCCACCCUUUUAACUGAUGGGUGGAGUUGGAGCACUGUAUCUCCUGAAACAGGAGAUCUCACCACAAAAUGAUAUUGGUGAAACACUGGGAAGGGUAGGUGAGCCCAUAUGAAAUGCAAAAUGUGCACAGAUUCUCAGUCAUUUGAGACCACCAAAUGCUCUGCUGGUGACCUGCAUAAUGGCUCAACCCAUUAGUGCAUUUUAGGGAAAACCAGAUAUGAACCACAUGAGAGAAAGGAAAUGCUUGGAUAUACAAUGAAGAGAGUUAGAGACUGAUAUGAAGCUUCAGGAUCAGCAUUUAUCAGUUGGGCUGUUACUCUGCUGCAACUUGUAUCUAAUUCUACAAUAGUUAUUUGUUAACUUAUGCUGAACCAGACACAGUUCAACACCCUGGAAAUGGACUGAAUCUUUAUAAAUUAGAAGGAUACUAAAAUUAUUAAUAAAACAUAUAUUACUUAGCAAUGAAAAAUGUGGAUAUGAUUCACCACAGCUACUAAAGGUGAAUAAUUGAUGAAGGCUUCCCUGUCUUUAGUUGUUCAUAUUCUUGAACAACAAUACUUUGAUAUCCAGCUAAAUAAAUACAGAUACAUUUUAGAUCCACUUAUUUUAUUCCUUGCAUUAUGGAUGAAUUCAAUGUUUGAUGAAUGCCACAAGGUUAAAGUUCUGGAACACCAAACCUAAAGAUACUAGGAAUAGCAUUCAUCAGGUGGACUGCAGUGAAAGGGGAUUACCUCUCAUCUUCUCAAGCUAGGGAUGGACAAUAAAAUGCUUAAUUUGCCAAUGGCAUCCUGUGAACUAAUCUUUUUAAAAAUUGUAACUUUUUUGACAUUUGCAAAGUGACCAGUUGCCUGAGAGCCUGCAACAUUAUUUUAACAAACAAAUAGUUUUGGCUGCUUUACCAUGUCUGUGUUACAAGGAAGGGUUAGCUGUUAUUUUGCAAUAAAAUAUAACUCUGUGUGCAAAAAGCAAAGCUUUCUUUAAUGUCAAGGUUCUUCCUGAAGUGCAGAAGCGGGACCAUCUCUUGAAAUAUUAAGAGGGUGUGUUGAUUUAUUUAAUAGCCCAAGCUGAAGUAAUGGUGGAGCGCACCACAGUAUUAAUGGAAGAUGUCAAAGCAUUAAUGGAGCAUGUCAAGAUAUGAGCAAGAGUGAACCAAAGCAUCACUGGACUACGCUGCCUGUGCAGAAUGAAUUGACUGUACAAUACAACAACCAUAACAUUUGCAUUUACUGCUUCGAAUUUAAAUAAAAAAUUGUUAAUUAGGUUUUCAAACUGUGAAGAAAUAAGUUUGGAUGUAAUUAAAGGGCUGUUGUUGUUGACAAUUAAAUCUCA
Messenger RNA from Hemiscyllium ocellatum (epaulette shark), 4982 nucleotides. RefSeq names its product sphingosine-1-phosphate receptor 4 (gene s1pr4). Gene Ontology annotation, cellular component: membrane. Gene Ontology annotation, molecular function: sphingosine-1-phosphate receptor activity. Gene Ontology annotation, biological process: G protein-coupled receptor signaling pathway. The transcript is spliced from 2 exons. Bases 185 to 1303 code for a protein of 372 amino acids. NCBI's taxonomy places the organism in Eukaryota, Metazoa, Chordata, Chondrichthyes, Orectolobiformes, Hemiscylliidae. The record is from RefSeq and is a predicted model, not a curated record.